Molecule: messenger RNA, 2397 nt
Organism: Salmo salar (Atlantic salmon)
Lineage: Eukaryota; Metazoa; Chordata; Actinopteri; Salmoniformes; Salmonidae
Product: interleukin-7 receptor subunit alpha-like
Biological process (GO): positive regulation of receptor signaling pathway via JAK-STAT; hemopoiesis; cytokine-mediated signaling pathway
Cellular component (GO): membrane; external side of plasma membrane
Molecular function (GO): cytokine receptor activity; protein binding
Source: RefSeq, a predicted model, not a curated record
UCCUACCACUCUCUCUCUCUCGCUCUUUUCUGCUCUCUGUGAUAUUUAUACUGACAGUUCAUUGAGACAGCUGAGACAUCACUUUUGAGUUCCUUGUGCGUGUGUGCCCUAGAGUCUAACACUGCUGUGUGAGGGGCCACUACAUCUUACGUUAGUGUGACACCUUUGUGAAAAAUGGAAUACAGCCUGUGGAUUGCCCUACUCCUUCUCCCGGUUCUGGUGCACUCUCAAAGUGGAAGAGAAUGGGCUGACAAUGAACCCAGAAUACUCUGCACUUCUCAUCUAAGUGUGUCGUCACCAAACACCCUAACCUGCCACCUUGAUGAUGACAACGGUGAUGAUGAAAUAGAGGACGUAAAAGCCAUGACUCUUUGCUACACCAACAGCAUUGGUAAGCAAUGCUGUCUGACAGAGAAGGGGAAUAAUGUCACAUUUACGAACCUGGCCACUCUACCACCGUAUAAUCUCACCAUUCAAUUAAAAGGAGGCAGCACAUUUUGGAAAACAAUCCUCUUGACAAAAAUAGUUAAACCCAUGAGUCCUUGGGUGGUGAAUGUCACAUUUCUGGGGAGCUCCAACCGGGCUCUUAUUUACAUUGGGAAUCUAUACCUAAACGAUUACCUGAAACCCAGCAAUCAACUGUUCCAAUUUCGCAUCUGGAGUGUCAAAAAUACUCUGGUUCAUAGCAUAACCUAUCAGCCUCUGAUCAUCGAGGGGGAAGAGUACCUCCAUAAGAACACAGAGUAUCACGUCAAGGUUCGAGCCAAGCCAAACGGGGGGUACUUUGAUGGUAGCUGGAGUGAAUGGAGUGCCCCUCUCAGUUUCAGAACAGACAAAGAGACAAAGAAAGAUGUCCAGAUGCUGUCCUACUCACUCAUCGUGGCCAUUUUUGCUCUGCUUCUGGUCACCUUGGCAGUUAGUAUUUUCUGGAGAAUACAAAUACAUUCCUUCAUAUGGCCAAGCAUUCCACAUCCCAAACACACACUUCUCCAGAUCGUCCAGACCUACGAGCCAAUGAAGCAGGGCCAACCUCUGAGCUUUAACCCCGAGGUGUUCAGUGACCUCAAGAUCCAGCUGGUGGAGCUGGACGGGGAGCAGCACGUUACUGCCCAACCCCCUGACUCUGACGCCCAUCACCUCACUGCGGUCAAAGAUCAAUACCUCAUUCAAGAGUGUGAUGGGGAUACGAAGUCCUGCCAUAGCACCAGUAGUGGAGGUUCGGAGGCCAUACUGUUGAGGUGCGAGUCCCCAGGAGAGCACCCCGACUUUGGGGCUGGGAGUAGUGGCUCCACCAUGGGUAUCCUGGACCUGAAGAGUGACACGGAGAGUGUGGAGACAGACGACAGUGAUGGUAACAUUGGUCCUGAGGGGCUAGUUGCUACCCAGCAAGGAGGCAAAGGUGAGGUGUAUGUCACCAUGUCUAGUUUCUAUCAGAUCCAGUGAGAGAUGUAGAGAGAAAGAACUUAUUCAAGAUUAUAGCUUCUUAUUACAUUCUUACGCUGAGCUCUGAGCGACUUUGUUAACGGCUGCUUUCAUAUGAAGUCUAUUUGAUCCACCGUGACUCAAACUGACUAUCCACUGACUCCCAGUAUCACAAGAGACUAGCAGAACUCAAUGCACAUGUUAUUUACAAAUGAUAGGAGACAGAACAGGAAUAAUCCUCAUUAUGUUUCUUAGGUCUUGUGUUAUUAAUCUGUUGGUAGUUGCAAAAGACAAGGGAGAACUUGACUUGACUAACUUGAAAUACAAAGCUGUCCCUCCUUUAUAUAUUCUUUUUGCAUUUGCACUUCUUCCCAUUCUGUAUAUUAUACUGAGGAUAGUAUACUGAGGACCACCGUGAUAUCCUGGCCUAAUAUUAUUAUAAUACACACUGCUGCUUCUUAUGGCCUUCACAAAGAUACUCUUUACUUUACCAUGACAACAGCUGCAAAGUAAACCUAGAAUGUAUCAUUCAAUUCCUCAGGGUUUGAACCCUUCUACACAUUUAUAUACAUAAACAUGGAAAUAAGGUUUGAUUCAUUUCUGUCUAAUGUGUCACAUUUUUUUUUCUUAUUUUUUGCACAUACAUGAUUGUAUUUCCUGCAGUUACCAGUACGUAGUUUUUUACUUUGAAUGUAUUAUACUAUUACGCAUUCGUUUUCAAUGCAGAACACUUGAUCAUUUUGUUGAACACGUAAUGUUAGACAUAGCAUUAGUUUUCAGCUUCACCGUAUUACAGCUUUCUUUCUGUACAUCUGGUAUUUGUAUAUUUUACUCUGACAAAUGUUGACAGCAUUUCCUGUAUAAAAAUGACCGUUGUUGAAUUUUGUGUUUAAAACAUUUUAUUAAAACAGAUCAAAAGUGUAUGCAUAAUAAAUAAAUAAAAAGUAUAACUUCUUCUGCUCUCAUCCCCUGAAA